AUGGCUUUUCGAGGCAAAAUUGACAACAUGGCUCCUGUACUUUCUUCCAAAGGAGAAAAAAAAAAAGAACAGUUCAAUAACAUGAUGGCGAAAAGAUUCGGUUCAAAUGGCAGAGAUGUGGCGGCUGAGCUGCGCACUAUUGCGGACGCCUUAGAAGAGACUCUCGAGUUCCAGCGUUUAAUGGGCAAAAGAUUGAGAACAGAAGAUCCGGAGGAUCGACUCCUUUCGCAACUAGCGGAUCUAAAUUCCAAGGACGAUAAGGUAAAUGGCGCGCUUGACGACCACACACCCCGGCUACCAACGCCAUCUCAAGAGAGGUCUAUGUCUAGAGAUUCCCUACGUCGUACCAAUCGGUCGGUAAACCUCAACGGAACGCAUGAUGGGCAAUCAGAUCCUAGAUCAUAUGGAAGAAGUGCUGCGGAACGGCUACCACUAAAUAGACACUUCUCUGAAAACGAUGUUCCUCAAGAAAUUGUGCGCCCAAGCUCCACGCAACCAGGUCGCUCAAUGACGCCGCAACCCGCUAGGGCAGCAACCUUUCCCUUUAUUAGAUCAAUGACGCCACAACCAGCCCCCACGAGGAUCCAUUUCCCCUAUCGUUCAGAAGUUCGGCAACAUAGCCAGCCACCGUAUGCUCGUUCUUCUGGCUAUACAUCUAUCAUCGCUCGUGGUGUUCCAGAUCGACAUCGCAGUCGACCGCCACCCUCUCAGCGUUUAUACGAAGUACCUGAUCCCCCGCAAUCAUACGGUUUCGAUGUACCUCCGCAAGUCGACCCGAAUCCAUAUUACCGACCCCAAAUCACAUCCCCUGCUGAACGUGCUUCCCGAAGGGAUCGUUUUCCCCGAAUGUCCGAAGAACGUAGGGGGAGAAGAAUGGAGUCUACUGUAAGACCAAAAGAUCACGAGACAAUAUAUCAGGUUGAUUCGAAUAUCAUUGAGCGAGAGUAUGAUCCCGAGAAAGACGAAGAUGCUGAAUCUAUCGGAUCCUUGGAUCAUGUCCAGUCGUUCGCAUCACCUCAAACAAUCAAACCUCAAAACAGAGUAACUUGGAAUGGAUCAUUCAGAUGA
Messenger RNA from Botrytis sinoallii, 1068 nucleotides. RefSeq lists its product as uncharacterized. The coding region runs from base 1 to 1068 and encodes 355 amino acids. The transcript has 3 exons. Lineage: Eukaryota; Fungi; Ascomycota; Leotiomycetes; Helotiales; Sclerotiniaceae. The record is from RefSeq and is a predicted model, not a curated record.